Pongo pygmaeus (Bornean orangutan) is the source of this 917-nucleotide messenger RNA. It is a transcript of the gene CCDC28B, whose product is annotated as coiled-coil domain containing 28B. NCBI's taxonomy places the organism in Eukaryota, Metazoa, Chordata, Mammalia, Primates, Hominidae. The coding region runs from base 171 to 773 and encodes 200 amino acids. Gene Ontology annotation, cellular component: centrosome. The transcript is spliced from 6 exons. The record is from RefSeq and is a predicted model, not a curated record.
CUCCGCGCUAAGGAGAAGGUCACUUUCUCUUUAAAUGCAAAUGAACUCCCUCCAGCUUAGCUUUCACCCGGUGGUGUUCCCGGGAGGAGAGGGCGGAGGGCGGAGGGAACUUACACCGAAGCAUCACUCGAGACCCCAAACCUCCAGGCCUGAGGCCCAGCCAGCGCCCAAUGGAUGACAAAAAGAAGAAACGGAGUCCCAAGCCCUGCCUGGCCCAGCCAGCCCAGGCCCCAGGCACACUACGGAGGGUCCCUGUGCCUACCAGCCACAGCGGCUCCUUGGCCCUAGGACUUCCUCAUCUGCCAUCCCCCAAGCAGCGGGCCAAGUUCAAGAGAGUAGGCAAGGAGAAGUGCCGCCCAGUCCUGGCUGGAGGUGGAAGCGGCUCUGCAGGCACGCCCCUGCAGCACUCCUUCCUGACCGAGGUGACUGAUGUCUAUGAGAUGGAGGGGGGACUCCUGAACCUGCUCAAUGAUUUCCACUCUGGCCGGCUGCAGGCCUUUGGGAAGGAAUGCUCCUUUGAGCAGCUGGAGCAUGUUCGGGAGAUGCAGGAGAAGCUAGCCCGGCUGCACUUCAGCCUGGACGUGUGUGGGGAGGAGGAGGACGAUGAAGAGGAAGAGGAUGGGGUCACUGAGGGGCUACCAGAGGAGCAGAAGAAGACGAUGGCUGACCGUAACCUGGACCAGCUGCUUAGCAAUCUGGAAGACCUAAGUAAUUCGAUCCAGAAGCUGCACCUGGCCGAGAACGCCGAGCCUGAGGAGCAGUCCGCUGCGUAGGCGUCCCACGCAGGCCCACGCUGCCCCUCUCAUUCUCUUCAAACUGUGACUUUUUACGGACUCGGGCGGGUGUUCUGCGGCCCCCCAGGUGCUAUGGGGGAGGGGGGCGUUGAAUGGAAUUAAACCAGAAAGAAGGCAAGCGGC